Ascochyta rabiei is the source of this 1608-nucleotide messenger RNA. RefSeq lists its product as uncharacterized. Gene Ontology annotation, molecular function: iron ion binding; heme binding; oxidoreductase activity, acting on paired donors, with incorporation or reduction of molecular oxygen. The record is from RefSeq and is a predicted model, not a curated record. Bases 1 to 1608 code for a protein of 535 amino acids. NCBI's taxonomy places the organism in Eukaryota, Fungi, Ascomycota, Dothideomycetes, Pleosporales, Didymellaceae. The transcript has 3 exons.
AUGGGACCCUUCAGCCUCGCUUGGUCGCUGUUGACCUCGCCUCUGCUGAUCCUCGCGACCAUCUCCGGUACUCUGACUUUCUACAUCCUUGCUGUCGUUUUCUACCGCCUCACCUUCCACCCGCUUGCAAGAUACCCUGGCCCGCCCCUCGCCAAGAUCACAGACAUCUACCUCACCUACUACGCCUACAAAGGCUCGCGACACCUCGCUUUCCACAAUGCACACCUCCAGUAUGGGCCGUACGUGCGUCUGGGGCCGAACUUGCUGUCGGUCAACACAGCCACGGGUCUGAAGACCAUCUACGGCUUCCGGUCCAAUGUGCGAAAGGCUUCCUUCUACGAGGCGUUCCCCAGCACAAAAGCUGCUGUCAGCGUGCACUCGGCCAUCGACAAGAAGCAGCAUGCGCGCAAGAGGCGCGUUAUGAGCAGUGCGUUUAGCGAUGCUGCGAUCCGCAAUCUGGAGAAGUACAUCAUCGCCAACGUGCGCGUUGGGUGCGACCUACUCGGCCGCAGGGCUGGCGGUGGCGCAGACGAUGAAAAGUUUGUAAACGGGCAGGGGUGGAACGGUGCAUGGAACGCGGCGCAUUGGUGUGAGUGGUUGGUGUUCGACAUUAUGGGGGAUCUGGUAUUCGGCAAGGCAUUUGGUAUGUUGGAGAGUCCUGUAAACAGGUUCGCCACGCAAUUGGUCGGCAAUGCGGCGCACAGGCAUUUGAUCUGCGGCACACAUCUUACCAUCCACAACUGGCAUCUCGACAAGCUCUUCUUCCGCAAGAUCGCCGGCCAGCGUGCACAGUACAUGCAGUACAGCAAGGCACAUGCCAUGGAGCGUACCAAACUCGGCCUCGAAGCUGAUCGCAAAGACUUCUUCUACUAUCUGCUGAACGCCAAGGAUGCAGAGACUGGAGAGGGCUUCAACAUGAACGAGUUGUGGGGCGAGUCGAACCUGUUGAUCAUCGCCGGCUCAGACACCACCUCGACCGCCAUGUCUGGAACGUUCUUCUACCUUGCACAAAACCCCAACGUGUUGGCAAAGCUGUGCAAGGAGAUUCGUGACACGUUUUCAGACGUCGAGGAGAUCGUCACCAGCCCAAAGCUGAGUAGCUGCUCGUACUUGAAGGCCUGCAUCGACGAGACGAUGCGCAUGACGCCUCCGGUUGCCGGUGCUCUUCCACGUCAAGUCCUUCCGGGUGGCCUGGAGAUCGACGGCAAGCACAUUCCAGCUGGUGUCGAUGUCGGCGUGCCAAUCUACGCCAUCCACCACAACCCCAAUUACUACCCCCAGCCGUUCGACUAUAUUCCUGAGCGCUGGCUCGCGGACCCAACGGCUAACCCCAUGCACAACAGACUGCCCGAUGCACAGUCAGCAUUCAACCCCUUCAGCAUCGGCCCACGAGGAUGCAUCGGUAAGGGUUUAGCAUACGUCGAGUUGACCGUUACCAUUGCGCGGGUGUUGUAUCUGUACGACUUGAGGCUCGCUCCAGGAACGACGCUGGGUGCUGGCAAUAAAGACCUGGAGGUUGGGAGAACAAGACCGACUGAGUAUCAGAUUCAGGACGUAUUCGCCAGUAAGAAAGAUGGACCCAUGUUGCAAUUCCGGGCGAGGCUUUGA